CUGCGCUCCACAGAAGCACGGGUCGGUCGGUCGGCGGCUCGCUAGAACUGCGAGAGACCGCAGCCGCAAGGCAAGCACGAAUCCGCGAGGUUUUAGGACAGCAAGGAGGAGGAAGAGGAGCUUUUAGGAGACGGUGCCGGUCGGCCGAGUUUGGCGUUGGCCUGAACGUGCACGGGGAGAGAGAGAGAGAGAGUGAGAGAGAGAGAGAGAGAGAGAGAGAGAGAGAGAGAGAGAGAGAGAGAACACGGACGUGGCUCUGUCGUCGCCCGCUGCUCCAGGGAGGACCGGAUGUAAGGGCGCAGGAGUGCUUUCCAGACCUGUGUCGAGACUGGAUGCGUUUGCCUUCACAAUGCGAAGCGAACCUGUUCUGUUCGCCUCGAGGGCGAUAGAGGAGCUGGUGUCAGAGCUCCGUAUCUUUCUGGAGCUGUUGGACAGAGAGUACCUGAGUGCUGCAGUGAGAGAGAAGAAACUGCAGAUCUCCAACAUCCUACACAGAGUCCUGGCUGGUAAAGAGCCAUCAUGUAAGGCGGAGUUUCAGAGCUCCCUCCCAGCACCUCCACAGAUGCCCCUCCCAGAGAUCCCACAUCCAUGGCUGCCUCCUGAUAAUGGGCCUCCUCCCUUGCCCAGCUCCUCUCUUCCUGAAGGUUACUAUGAGGAGGCCGUGCCUCUGAGUCCUGGGAAAGCACCAGAGUACAUCACCUCCAACUAUGACUCGGAUGCCAUGAGCAGCUCGUACGAGUCGUACGAUGAAGAAGAGGAGGACAGCAAGGGGCAGCAGAUGCGUCACCAGUGGCCGUCGGAGGAAGCGUCCAUGCACCUGGUGAAGGACGCACGCAUCUGUGCCUUCCUGCUCCGCAAGAAGCGCUUUGGCCAGUGGAGCAAAGUGCUCUGCGUCGUCAAGGACAACAAACUCCUGUGCUACAAGUCUUCUAAAGACCAGACUCCUCAGAUGGAGCUCCUCUUGUCUGGCUGCAGUAUCACUCACAUCCCCAAAGACAGUAAAAAGAAGAAACAUGAGUUGAGGAUUGUCCACCAGGGGGCAGAUGCCCUGGUCCUCGCCGUGCACAGCAAAGAACAAGCAGAGGAGUGGCUGAAGGUGAUGAGGGAGGUGUGCGCUAAUGGAAACGGACUAGGGGACUCUGAUGGGUUGCCGUCUGGAUCUCCUGUUCACAAAGCGGAACUGGAAAAGAAGUUGUCCUGCGACAGGCCUAGUUCAGACGGAGAGCCCAGCCAUGAAAAUGGCAUCGCGGAGGGAAAAGAUCUAGCUAAAGGGAAGAAGAGCACUCGGUCCGAGCAGAAGGCCACAGUGGGCAAGGGGGCAGGCAAGAAGAUCACCAAGAUCAUCAGCCUGGGGAAGAAGAAGCCGUCCACCGACGAGCAGACGUCAUCGGCCGAGGAGGACGUGCCGACAUGCGGCUACCUGAACGUGCUAUCCAAUAACCGCUGGCGGGAGAGGUGGUGCCGGCUGAAGGACAACCAGCUGCUGCUGCAUAAGGACCAGGAGGAUCUGAAGACCCACAUGGCAUCGCUGCCCCUGCGAGGCUGUGAGGUCAUCCCCGGGCUGGACUCCAAGCACCCGUUCGCCUUCAGGCUCAUGAGGAACGGUCAGGAAGUGGCCGUGCUGGAGGCCUCCUCCUCUGAGAGUAUGGGUCGCUGGUUGGGCGUCUUGCUGGCAGAGACAGGCUCAAACACUGACCCUGCUGCAUUGCACUAUGAUUACAUAGAUGUGGAGACCACUGCGAAUGUCAUCCAGCUGGCCAAGCAGUCCUUCUGUUUCACCAGUAAGCGAGCUGUGUCUCCAAACCCAUACCUGGACAACCCAGUGAACGGCUAUGCCCGGCCCACUGGUGUUGCCCUGCACUACGACGAUGUCCCCUGCAUCAAUGGAUCGGUAUGGUUUCACAUGCAGAAAGAGCCAGAUCUGCAGUCCUUCCUCCCGGCCUCUGGGGGGCGCUGUUAUCCGGAGGAGGCUCAGUAUGAGAACGCUGAUCUGUAUGAGAACAUGCCUUCCCCAAAACUGUCAACUCGCAACUCACGCAAACCAAGCUGGCCACCAGCCUCCUCUGGCCAUUACAACACACCCACCUCUGCUAAAUCCCUGUCUUCCUCUUCAUCUUCCUCUUCCUCUGCUGCUAAAACCCAGAUGAAGGGAAAGAAAUCCACCACCACCAAUGGGGUUGGUUCCAAACAGAAGUUGGACAAGAACCAGCCCAAGAAGAGUAAUGGAACCAAUGGAUCUCUACCAGUGAAAUGCAACAAUUCAAGUAUGGAUCAGUACAAGUACGGGAAGAACAGGGUGGAGGCGGACGCCAAGAAGCUCCAGGCAAAGGAGGACGAGCUACUGAAGAGGAAGCAGGAGAUUCGCAACCGUCUGACCCAGCUGAAGAAAGACCGGAGAGACCUGCGCACCGCCAUCGAGAACAGUGCAGGUAAGCGCACACAGGCCUCCCUGACGGAGCGGCUGCAGAGGGUGGAGGACGAAUGUAAGGUGAAGGAGGAGGAACGUGUGACUCUGGAGCUGGAGAUGACGGAGGUGAAGGAGAGCCUGAAGAAGGCACUGAGUGGCGGCGUCACCCUCGGCCUGACCAUCCAACCCAAGGCCUCCAGCUCCAGCCCGCAGUCUCCGGUGCUGAUGAGACACACAGUGGACAACUCGCCGCUUUCCAGCUGUGACACCAGCGACACUGAGACAUGCUCACUUCCUGUCAACAGUGCCUCCUUGCUGCGGCGACAGGUACCACAGAAAGCCUCUCCGGUACGGGGACAUGUCCUCCGGAAGGCCAAGGAGUGGGAGAUGAAAUCUGGCACAUAAACGCUCACUUACUUUUAUUUUGCCUUUUCUCUGUAUAUUUAUUUAAAUGUAUGCAUAUAGAAAUGAUUGUUGAAAGCGAACUGACUGAAGCAUAGACACAGCGUGGUGAAGAAACACUGCUGAUCUCACCAGGAGCUUGCCAUCUUCACUAUACAAUACUGUUGAUUAUACCAGCAAAAGGUCAUAAUUUCACAUGAAGUAUUAUUAUUAUUAUUAUUAUUAUUAUUAUUAUUAUAAAUUAUUAUUAUUAUUAUUAUUAUUAAUUAUUAUUAUUAUUAUUAUUAUUAUUAUUAGUGCUGCCAUUUAUCAAACUACUAAGCAGCUGUCAUCUUUUACUCAGCCAACUGAAAUUCAGCUCUGCUUAGUCUGUAAUAUCAGACAUAUGUCUAUGAAGUCAUUGGAAGUUUUUUUUUUUUAAUAUUUAUUUGUAAAUGUUUUAGAAAAUGCACGCCUCUCUCUGUGUUUGUUUGUAUUGAUAUUUAAAGCUUUAAAGCCUUUUAUUUGGCCUAAUGCCAGGUCUGUCUCAUUGCCCGGCUAUUGCAUGGGGUUUUGUUUCGUUUUGUUUGCUUUUGUUUUCUUUUUUUCGAUUCUUCAGGGCCUGGGGUCUGACCGGGGUUUUCAGUCUUAAGUUUCGAAGAGUUCUGGCCAUUUGUUUUCACUAAGUUCAAUCAUAAAGUGAAAUGUAGAGCAAAUGAACGCUUAGUGAAAACAGCUGUCGAGUUGUGGGCCAGUGUGAUGCGGAGGUGGUUUUGCGGAAGCUGACAUCAGCUCAGACAUGUAGGCGACCCCCCACCCCACAACACCCGCCCCCACCGGACCCAGAAGACCCAGGCAGACGUUUGGCUGGAGUGGUUGCUGUGGUAACGGUGGGAGGAGCACUGGCACUGGCAGCUUGAGCCACAGAUCCAGCCUCAUAAUACUUCACUGCAGUACUGCAAUUUCAGCCUGGGAACUGAUACGGCGCUCUCUCUUUCACAAUCUCUGUCUUUCCAUUCUCUCUCUGUCAUUCUCUUUCCCUCUUCUCGCUUCCUCUCUGCC
Molecule: messenger RNA, 3850 nt
Organism: Electrophorus electricus (electric eel)
Lineage: Eukaryota; Metazoa; Chordata; Actinopteri; Gymnotiformes; Gymnotidae
Gene: afap1
Product: actin filament associated protein 1
Cellular component (GO): cytosol
Molecular function (GO): SH3 domain binding; SH2 domain binding
Source: RefSeq, a predicted model, not a curated record